This is a messenger RNA of Thlaspi arvense, 714 nucleotides long. The record is from the annotation of a GenBank genome assembly. NCBI's taxonomy places the organism in Eukaryota, Viridiplantae, Streptophyta, Magnoliopsida, Brassicales, Brassicaceae.
CUAAAUUCUAACGACUGGAGAGAAUGACUUCUUCCUCUUCUUGUUUUGUCGUCAUUUUCAUGUCAAUUUUGUUACAAUUUCUCUUCGUCUCUGCUUCAACAAAACACAUCGACGCCAUAUGCCAACAUGUCACCGACAAAGAGUUCUGCGUCAAAUCUUUGACGGCAUAUCCUCCAGCGGCUUCUGCCACCGACGAGAUAAAAGCGGUUAAGGCCGCACUCGAUCUAGCCAGUUCCUACGCCGACAAGUCAAGGAAAUUCACCGUGAAAGUGGCAAACGAGAAUCCAAACUUGAAGAAGCAAUUCAUGCAGUGUGCAGAUUCCUUCCAAUCAAUUAUAGGGUCUCUCUGGAGCGCUACUAAGGAACUCAAGAUAGAUCCGAUGACUGCAAACUAUGAUGUCAUGGUUUGUUCCGACGAAACGAGGAUAGUGAAGUUCUCGAUCGGUAAAAAUAGAGACGGGGCUUCAAAGACUAUCAUGAACAUGACUAUGAUGAUGGAUAAACUUCUUGAUAUUGCCCGUGGAGCCACCGAUGUUCUUUGAUAAAUGAUAAAGGAGGACGAUGAGAACAUAUACUAUUAUAUCAGAUUUGCCAUUUUUGGUUUACUCUGGUCAAAGGUUGUUGUUAUUUCAUCUUAGGGCAUGCAAUGUUUUGAAAACUCUAUAAAUAUGAAUUUGUAAAUAACCGAUUUAAAAUAUAAUAAAAAUUAAUAAG